ACAAUUUACAUACGUUAAAUAUUUGAUUAUAAUAAUUAUAUGAAAAAAUAGAAUUAAUCAAUGUCAAUUAAUGGUUAUCUUUAUUGUUGUGUUUUUUAUCAACCAAAUAAAAAGUACUCCAUGAUCAAAUUUUUGAGAUCGCCACGUUACGGUUUAUCGCUUCGUAAGUAGUAUGAUUGUGCCGUUAAUGUUGCAUUAGUGUGUUGCACUCCAUAGUUUCGGUGCAUUAAUUUAUAUCUACGAUACAAUGCAAUAGAUAGUAGCGCGUAGAACGCGUUUUAAUAAGUUAUACAUUCAUAAAAUCUGAGAAAAGUUGAUUCUUUUCAUAUAAUUUAAACAAUAUAGGAGUAAAAAACGAAUUAUAAAGGUUAGGUACAAUUAUUAAAGAACAACCAACCGCAAAGUUUCAUGCAACUUUGAUAAAUUAGCUCUCAGCCUUACAUACAGAGAAUAUAGCCAAGUGCAAAAUGGAUAAUAAUAAAGUGGAGGAUGAAAAUCAACGUAAUAUUAAUGAUGGGGAUUGGAUUUGUCCCGAUUCUCAAUGUGCCAAUGUAAAUUUUGCAAGGAGAAAUUCUUGUAAUCGAUGUGGAAAAGACAGGGGAGAAUGUCCUAAGAAAAAGAAAUUAGGACAAGAAAUUGGCAAAGCAGCUGCAGAAAAAAGUAGAGGUUUGUUUAGUGCUGAUGAUUGGCAGUGCAGUAAGUGUGGAAACGUAAAUUGGGCUCGACGACAACAAUGUAACAUGUGUAAUGCACCAAAAUUUGGAGAAAUUGAAGAACGUACGGGAUACGGAGGAGGAUACAAUGAUCGAGGAGUUGUUGAAUAUAAAGAAAGGAGAGACGAUGAUGACGAAUACGAUGAAUUUGGACGUCGUAGAAAGAAACGAAAAAUUGAAAACCGUUCAGAUGACGAUUCCAAAGAUUCUAGGUAUAACAGUCCACCACGUAAUAAGUCUAAAGAUGAAGAUGAUAGAAACGAAGUAGAAGAAGAUCAAAAUGAUGAAGAUGAAGAAGAAGAAGAUGAUGAAGAAGAUGGUGAUUUAUCUAAAUAUGAUCUUAGUGAAUGGGAUGACUUUGCAGUUAAGAAAAAUACAAAUGGGAGCACUGUGUCUUCAGAAGAACAACAAUCAAGAGACAAAGAUGACUGGCGCGAUUCGGGAACAUCUAGUCAAUGAGAAUAUGUGCAGAAGGAAAGGUUUGACUUAGGUUUCGGGUAUAAAAUUGGUUGCAACAAUGAAUCGUAAUAUUAAUCAAUGAAAUUGUUGAACACUUUUCUCUUAAAAUUUCUUAGAUACAGUAUUAUCGUAUCCCUUAUUGUAAAUCAAUAAAUGUUGAAUUGAAUAAUGGCAUAGAUGAAUGAAGAAAUAGAUUCAACAAAUUUGAAGAAAUUCAUAAUACAAUACUUGUUAAAUAAAUGAUUUUUUUACAGGUGAAAGGAAAUUUCAAGAAUGACAAAUUCUCAACAAGAGAUAUAACACAACGCAACAAAUUUAGUGAUUUAGUGAGCACCUUUGGAUAAAGUGAUGAACAAUAUAUACAACUUAUUGCAAGGGGAAUCGAUUAUAAAUAAGCUUUACAUUUCGUGACUGAGCUCAUAGCUUCAUUUGACUCAAUGGAUGGAGAGUGAAAUGUAGGUUACUUAUUUGCGCAAUAUUGUCCUAAAUAUUGCAUAAUAAUGUGGAAAUUCGUAAAAUACUUGGCGCAGGUAGAAUAUUUCUCUAGUAAAUGAAAUUAAAACAAAAAACAGAAAAACAGAAUGAAAUCUGUAAUAUUGACAUAAUUUUAUGGAUGAUAUGUUACACGACUCGUUGUAAAAACUUUGAAUUAUGAACAUAGAUGAAAUCUUAUUUCUAACUGAAAAUAUAAAGUCUUCGAGAAAGCUCUCUAUCAUCAUGUCACAUAUUUAGAAAUGUUCUUUAUGUUAUCACAAAAUUCAUCAUUUUGCGCUAAAUCGCUUAAAAUAUUGCUCAAGCUGCUUCGAAAAAAUUUUUUUUUAGUUUAUUUUCUCGCUUCGUCUUUCUCUAAUUUUCUCAUUCAUUCUUUUUUUUCUCUUCAUGCAUAACAUCUAACGAUUAAAUAAACAUAUUAUAGUAUUAAAAAAUCAUUCCUUAAUGAAUAUAGAUAUGUAUUGAUGUCUUCAGAAAGAAGAAAAAAGGAUACAUUUUCUUGUUUGACUAUCACAGAUCCGAGUAAGUUGGAAGCAGCCUGUUUUUAAAUGAAAAAAAAAAA
Molecule: messenger RNA, 2226 nt
Organism: Apis dorsata (giant honeybee)
Lineage: Eukaryota; Metazoa; Arthropoda; Insecta; Hymenoptera; Apidae
Product: zinc finger Ran-binding domain-containing protein 2
Exons: 7
Coding region: 468-1172 (234 amino acids)
Biological process (GO): RNA processing
Molecular function (GO): RNA binding; lipopolysaccharide binding
Source: RefSeq, a predicted model, not a curated record